AGUAUAAACUUCGUAAAGGAUAAUAUUUUGAAUCGUUCAAAAUGGCAGACGUAGCAGCACCAGCACCAGCACCAGCUAAAUCACCAAAGAAAAAGGCAGCAGCUAAGCCAAAGAAGCCUUCAGCACAUCCUAAAUACAGCGAGAUGAUUGGGAAAGCCAUCGCUGCUUUGAAAGAACGUGGAGGUUCCUCAAGGCAAGCAAUUUUGAAGUACAUCAUGGCCAACUUCAACGUCGGAAAAGAUGCCAAGUCAGUAAACGCUCAUUUAAAACUUGCACUCAGAGCCGGAGUUAAGAACAACAGUUUGAAGCAGUCCAAGGGAACUGGAGCAUCCGGAUCUUUCAGAAUUGGAGAAACAAAACAAGCUAAAAAGAAGCCAGCAAAGGCAAAGAAAGCAGCUAAACCUAAGGCUGCCAAGCCAAAGAAGGCAAAGAGCACACCUAAGGAAAAGAAGGCAGCAAAGAAACCAGCUGGAGAGAAAAAGGCAGCCAAGCCUAAAGCUAAGAAACCAGCAGCAAAGAAAGCAGCCAAGCCAAAGAAGGCAGCCAAGCCACCAGCUAAAAAGAAGGCAGCCAAACCAAAAGCCAAGAAGACACCAAAGAAGAAGUAAACUGUUCCAGACUACAGUCUGCAGAGGCUAUUCAGCCACCAAAAGCCCUUUUAAGGGCUACCCAAUUUGUUCAAAAAGAAUCUACAAUUGUUGUACAUUAGUUAUCAAACUAAAUAUAGCUGAGCCCUACCCUGCCCUUUUCUUUUUUCUUCACUUUGCACUGUUCUUUGAAAUAUUUUUUUCAGUCAAAUUAUUUCCAUUUUUUGCUUCAUUUCACUCCUUAAGAGUAUACUAUUUCUAACAUUUAUGCAGUUGCCUUUUGGGAAAAUUAUUUUUAGUAAGGAAAUAUUAAAGAUAUAUCAUUUUAC
Molecule: messenger RNA, 916 nt
Organism: Mytilus californianus (California mussel)
Lineage: Eukaryota; Metazoa; Mollusca; Bivalvia; Mytilida; Mytilidae
Product: histone H1-delta-like
Exons: 1
Coding region: 42-608 (188 amino acids)
Biological process (GO): chromosome condensation; negative regulation of DNA recombination; nucleosome assembly
Cellular component (GO): nucleus; nucleosome
Molecular function (GO): double-stranded DNA binding; nucleosomal DNA binding; structural constituent of chromatin
Source: RefSeq, a predicted model, not a curated record